Knipowitschia caucasica is the source of this 735-nucleotide messenger RNA. Lineage: Eukaryota; Metazoa; Chordata; Actinopteri; Gobiiformes; Gobiidae. The record is from the annotation of a GenBank genome assembly.
AUGCUGUCUGCGCUCUCGGCCCGGGUGGGACACGUGCUUGUCCCCGGGGAUGUGUUCGUGGGCCAGGCGGAGGACAUGCUGUCUCUGUCGGGCCCCACGCGAAAGGAAACGGCGGUGUGUGGACCGGGCCUGCGGAGGGACGGGGCCCGUGUGUGCGUGAGUGUGAGCGGGAUCCUGAAGCACAAGGCCCCCAACGUGUUCUGGAUCCAGGCGCACGGGAAGAGGUACGUCCCAGUUAAAGGAGAGUGUGUGAUCGGCAUUGUGACGCUCAAAUCUGGAGACGUGUUUAAAGUGGACGUGGGCUCCAGUGAGCAGGCCUCGCUGUCCUACCUGUCCUUUGAGGGGGCCACCAAGAGGAACCGGCCCAAUGUGCAGGUUGGAGAUCUGGUCUACGCUCAGCUCCUGGUGGCCAACAAGGACAUGGAGCCGGAGCUGGUCUGCAUCGACGGGGCAGGGCGCGCUAACGGGAUGGGUGUGUUCGGCUCCGGGGGACUCAUGGUCAAAGUGUCUCUGGGACUGGUGCACAGACUCCUGGCCCCCAGCAGUGACCUGAUGUCGGACCUGUCGGCGCUCUACCCGUCAGAGAUGGUGGUGGGGAUGAACGGGCGCGUGUGGGUGAAGUCCUCCAGCCUCCAGCAGACCCUCAUCAUCUGUAACUUGCUGCAGAACUGUGAGCAUCUCAGCCCAGAGCAGAGGAAGGUGCUGUUCAACCGGAUCAGACAGGGGGCGCUGUGA